CCCACGCCUACCUAGCUCUACAAAAGCUAGUUCUAGCUCGGCAGACCUCUACACGAAAACAACCCACAUCAGGCUUAAGCAGUGAGUGAGUGCAGCCACCUGCUAUCAGCUAUAUCCUGCAUCGAUCUGGUCAUGGCAGUAGUAAUGCUUCCGAGGCUUGUUGCCGUGGCAGCGCUGGUCGUGCUGAUGUAUGCCGUCGCUGUUGGCCAGGUACCUGCCGCCGGCGGUGCGCCGGUGUGCGAUGGUAUUGAUCAGAACGUCGUGAAUGCAUGUUUCAAGAGCUUCGGAGAAGGUAUGAAAAUUGCUAUUGCCGACAGAAAUAUUUCGGCGGGUAAUGUCAUUAAGGUUCAAGUGGACUGCUGCAUAGCCUUUGGAGGCCACUCGUGCCUCUGCAAGAUGAAGAAGGUGUGGAAGGCUCAGGGCAAAAGUGCCCAGGACAAUGUACAAUGCGUCAGGGAAAAGGCCUGCUAGUGAGCGCGCGGAAGGUCUUUUCGUGCAUGCAAGACCUCUAGCUUCGUUGGAUAUGUGUGUUUCUCGCGUGUUGGUUUCAAGAAGUCGAUAUCCACUGCUCCAUGCUUGCUUUUAUUUGCUUGUGUGGGUCAUCUGAGUGUGUUCUGUUUUCUACGUAUGAGAGCAUUGAUCGGUCGGUCGUGUCUUUUUAGUUUGUACCAAUCAGAAAUAAAUGUGUGUGGUGUUUCUUGUUUCA
This is a messenger RNA of Triticum aestivum (bread wheat), 706 nucleotides long. RefSeq lists its product as uncharacterized. The transcript has a single exon. The record is from RefSeq and is a predicted model, not a curated record. Lineage: Eukaryota; Viridiplantae; Streptophyta; Magnoliopsida; Poales; Poaceae. The coding region runs from base 133 to 471 and encodes 112 amino acids.